Molecule: messenger RNA, 1399 nt
Organism: Hyalella azteca
Lineage: Eukaryota; Metazoa; Arthropoda; Malacostraca; Amphipoda; Hyalellidae
Exons: 6
Coding region: 1-561 (186 amino acids)
Source: RefSeq, a predicted model, not a curated record
AUGGCCAAGGAGCACACNGUCACUCCUGAAGAUGGCGCUCGGCUUGAAAAUGUUAAAAUUUCUCUCAAGAGUAUAGUGGACAGACUUCUUGCUUCAUGGAAAUGCUCUCUACUUAGCAAGUACUUCCCAAGCAUUACAUCUAAGGAGGAAAUUAUACUGCAAAAAAUUAUUUCUACUGUUGCAGAGGAUCUGCAACGUAACUUGUUGAGAGACUUGGCUGAAAUUGUUGAAACUGAGAUGAAAGAACCACUGCAGCGUCUCAGUAACAUGGUUACGCAAUGUCCUAAGGACACUAAAGCCUGGCGCCCUUCUGGAGAUCCUAUAAAAGACUUGGCUGCUCAUGAUCUUAAGGUUCUGCAGUAUGAAUACAGCCGAUUGUGUGACGUUCUAGUGCGUGAGCAGCAAAACACUCUACUACUGAAAAACAAAGUCUUGAAACUUCGCAACAAAGUCAGCGAAAAUGAGAGAGAACUGCUGAAUGUAAAGGAAAGAUGCGUCUCUCUAAUGGAGGAGUCUAACAUCAUCACUGAACACAUAGUGGCGUCAGGCGAUCUCAGCUGACGAUUGCAGUGGCUAGAAAUUCGCUGCAGUCACAAGGAUUGCUAAUUUACUUAGAAAUUGUCUCCUGAUUUGACUUCUUUUAGAGGUUCAUAGCUCUAUUAACGGGAAUUAUUUCACUUAAGCUUUAACGAUGCGCUAUAAAUUGACCGUAGGUGUAGACAAACGGAAUACUUUGUUUCAAUAUCUUUCAUUGAUGUACGGUAUAUUUCGUGCAAAAAUGCAUAUUACGAAAAUUUUCUUCGAUGGUUAAUAGUAUCUUUAAUGGUUUCUCUCUUGCAAGUUAAUGGUUACAUGUUCUUAUUUUUUUUUUUGUAAGUGCAACUAUACUGAGGGUGGUUAAUUUUUCUUGUACUAGAAAUUUUCACAAGCCAAGUUUUCAGUUCUUCCAAGAAAACAUUUCAAAUACAUGAUAAAUAAUAUUAGCGUGUUAUAGACCGCUCUAUGUUGGAAAUAUUUUCACAACCAGGUGGUUAUAUUUAUUUACAGAUUAACAUAUGGGUUAUUAACAUAUAUAGAUUAACGUACAGGUCAUUACCGGUUAAUGCCAUCUAUAAAUUACUCGUUUGAUAUGAAGUUUAAUUGUAAAUCCGUUCUUUCGAAUGGCAAAAACGUUUUUAAAUUUGCCAAUAUUAGUUUAUUGUGAACGUUUUUAACUUGUCUUGUUUAGUGAGUGAGUGUGAAAUAUAUUCCAUUACCUCACAUUUUCUACUCACGCAAGAAGUGAUUGUUAGGAGUCGAUUCAACACAACAUGCUAGAUUAUUGAUGUUGAUAUUUUCAAAAUAUCUUUCCUUAUUUUCUUGAUACUUCAUUCUAAUAAAGGUAUAAUUAAUACAAUCA